UUUACUUUCUUUCAUUUUCAUCUUCUUCUCUAUAUUAUAUGCUGUUCCGCAGCCCUACAGUUGUGAAAAAAUGGCAAAAAUAUGCGCCUUUGUAUGUUUUUCGGUCCUAGUAAUGGAUGCUGCUGCUGGGAUUCUAGGCAUUGAAGCACAACUUGCCCUAAACAAGGUGAAACAUAGGAGGAUGUGGGUAUAUGAGUGCAAAGGGAGCUAUGAAGCUUUCAAGCUUGGAUUGCUUGCGUCUGUGCUGCUGGCUCUAGCCCACCUUGUAGCCAACGUGCUCGGUGGCUGCAUGUGCAUUUUCUUGGCAGAUCAGCUAGACAAAUCAAGAACUAAUAGGCAUUUAUCAUUUGCUUUCCUCAUUUUCUCAUGGAUUACAAUGGCGAUCGGGUUCCCCACAUUGAUCAUAGGGAUGUUAGAGAACUACAAAACAACAAGUUCAUGCGCCAUUUUACACCAUCCUUUCCUAUCCACCGGCGGGAUAUUAUGUUUCAUUCACAGCCUCUUCUGCCUCGGCUUUUAUAUUUCAGUCAUCACUGCACCUGGAAAAGGGAAGAUUGAUGCAAGCGAUCAGAAAGGCCUGGAUCUUUAAUGCUUUUUCAUGGAUUUUCUUACUAGUGAAGCAAGGUUGAUGAUGAUAUUUUCUUCCCGGUUUCUUUCUUUCUUUCUUUCUUUCCGGAUGAUACAAACAGACCUUAGUGUGAAAUGCAGCAUGAUAUCCCAUUCCCAUAUAAAUUUUUUGGUUUGAAGUAAAACAGGGAGUUGAUGAGAUUACAAAGGUGGUGAUCGUUUGAAGUGGCAUAUGAACAUCCCAUGCAUUGUAAAUUUUUUUUUGUAGUCCAAUUUUAUUUGUGCUGAGUUAAUUAACUAUAUGAGUUAUAUUCCAUAUUUGAA
Molecule: messenger RNA, 891 nt
Organism: Vitis vinifera (wine grape)
Lineage: Eukaryota; Viridiplantae; Streptophyta; Magnoliopsida; Vitales; Vitaceae
Product: protein DESIGUAL 2
Exons: 3
Coding region: 71-589 (172 amino acids)
Source: RefSeq, a predicted model, not a curated record